UACAAAGCGGUUGGAAACGGAUGCUCAGUGCGCAUUGUUGAUGCAGGAUGCUCUCCUAAACACACGGACGCCCCCGGGGUCGCAGCUGAACAGAAGUCGAGGCGUUUUUGUUUUGUUUUUUAAAAACUUGUUUGUGUCGUUUAAGACAAGAUUUUAACGGGGAAGCCAUUCUACAUGUGAAGUCCCCGCAGAACGCGCAGCUCUGCGGGUUCCUGCUGCUGUUUUUGUUGAUGCUGAGGAACCCUUCUUCUGUCAGCGCUGUAGCAGAGCCCAGAGGGCAGCAGUAACUCCGGCACCAUGGCUGAGUCUUCUACUAAAGUGCUGGACGGUGGCUGGGGAUGGGCGAUCGUGGUGGCCUCCUUCAUGGCCCAGCUCCUGGCCUACGGAUCACCCCAGUCGGUGGGCGUCCUGUACCCUGAGUGGCUGCACGCCUUCCAGGAGGGCAAGGGCAUGACAGCCUGGGUGGGCUCCCUUGUGGCUGGAGUGGGACUAAUAGCCAGUCCUGUGUGCAGUGCCUGUGUGGACAACUUUGGGGCACGUCCCGUAACCAUCUUCAGUGGCGUAAUGGUGGCGGGUGGCCUGAUGCUCAGUGCCUUCGCUCCAAAUGUCCAGUUCCUCAUCUUUUCCUACGGGAUCGUGGUUGGCCUGGGUUGUGGUCUGGUCUACGCAGCCACGCUGACAAUCACCUGUCAAUAUUUUGACAAGAGACGCGGCCUUGCCCUCGGCCUUGUCACCACAGGCACAAGCGUUGGAGCCUUCAUCUAUGCCACUGCUCAGAACGAGCUGAUCGUGCUGUACGGUCUUGAUGGCUGCCUGCUUAUCAUCGGCGCUGUAGCACUAAAUCUCAUGGCCUGCGCUGGCUUCAUGAGGCCCCUCAACAUGCCAGGGUACUACCUCAAACAGAAACAAAAGGCCGCCCUCGAACGCAACACAGAGGAGCAGCUUUUUGAGAAGCCCCCAUUGGAGGACCUGAAGAUCACAGCAGGGUCCACUGCAACCACUCCUGAGAAAACACUGAUGGUGAAGGAGCUGCUCAUCACGAUGGACGCCAAGGACUUGGCCAUUCAGACGGAGAAGAAGAAAGGCAGCUUUCUGUCUGGGUUGGCCAUCAUGAAAGUCAUCAAGAAGAAGCAGCAGGCGUACUCAAAGUACGUGAACUCCAUGUAUGAGAUCCUGCAGGAUCAAGCCAUGGUGGCCUUCUGUAUCGGUGUCUUCCUGUUCAGUCUGGGGGCAUUCCCACCUGUACUCCUUAUAGAGGAUGUGGCGCAGACACAAGGACUCAUUGAAGAAGUUAGUGUCAUUCCUCUGGUAUCGAUAGGGGCCAUUGCCACCUGUGUGGGUAAACUGGUGCUGGGUAUGCUGGUGGACAUCAGGUGGAUCAAUGGUAUCUAUCUGUAUGCCUUCACCAUGUUUGCAGGAGGUCUCUCACUGCUUCUUAUCCCUGUCACUAAGACUUAUUUGGGGCUGCAGAUCCUGUCUGCUGUCUUAGGUUUCUUCUCUGGAAACUGGUCUCUCACUUCCUACAUUACCACUAAGAUUGUUGGCUUGGACAGAUUGACACAAGCCCACGGCAUCCUCAUGUUCUUCGGAGGACUUGGGAUCAUGCUUGGACCCCCUGUUGUAGGGUGGUUCUUCGACUGGACACAGUCAUAUGACUUGGCAUUCUACUUGAGUGGGAGCUGUGUGGUGGCGGGAUCACUGAUCCUCUUCGUGCUCACCCUUCCCUGCUGGAACAGGAAGCGCUUGGAGAACGACAGACCAGACGUCCAUUACACCAGCAACUGUGACAAAGUUGCCUCUGUAGCCUGAAUAUGAGCACCUUUCAUAAGGAGUCUCACCCCUACUGCCCAGCAACUGUCCGCUGACAAACUGUACCUGAACCACCUUGAGGAGGGAUUUUUUUUUCUUUGACCUUACAGGGGUUCCCCCCCUUAUUUUUGCUGCCAGGUUCUAAUAUACCAAAAUAAACGCCAGAGGUUUUGAAAUACAGGCCUUUCCUCUGUAACUCGCCUGCGUUUCUCAGGUUCAAACAUACUACAGAUCUUUUUAAAGGUUUGACUCCGAUACCUGUGUUGAUUUUUUUAUUAUUAUUGCCUCAUUAUACGAGGUCAACUGAACAAUAUGGUUUAGCUCCCCGAUUCCAUAUUGUGUCUAUGUUAACGCUGGUAUUCACUUCACUGUAGCUCUGAAAGAAGACAAAAAAGACAUGGUGUCGACAUCUGUAAAAUUCUUGGGUGUUAAUUCAACACAAUCACAACUUUUGAAACAAGUCUACAAAUGCACAAAACAAUCUCCCAAGAAUCUUACUAGAACAGAGAAUGCAGGGAUUGAAAUAAAGGAAAGAGACGCUUUUUGAUAAUUGUAAUUUUAGCAACACAUUUUUUUUUUUAAUUUUGUAUUUACUUUUUGAUAUGUAUCUUAUUUACACCGCUAUGUAUCUUACCAAAGCAUCAAUGAUAGACAAUGCCUGUCAACACACAAUGCCUGUUGGAACAAUACAAUCGCCUUGCUUUAAUGGAUAAUGUUUGUUUUCAAGUGCAUUGACUGAAUUUAUACUUUUUAAAAAAUGGUUGAGUUUCACAUACCUCCUGUUUCUUGAUCGCACAGAGACUUGAAUAAGUUAUGCUGAUUCAAAAACAUGUAAGAAAACACUUAAGAGAUCCUACUGUACUUCAACCCCUUGCAGCAUGUUGAUUCUCUUUGUGGCAUGAUUUUCAUGAUUUCUGAUGGCAUUCAUUUUGACCAGGCUGGUCCUUUUCCAUCAUGUUGUGUCUGUGUGUGUGUAUUUGUUGUUUUUGCGUGUGUGUGUGUGUGUGUGUGUGUGUGUGUGUGUGUACAUGCCUGCACACGCAUGUUUGCAUACAUGCAAAGGUUUGUGUAUGUGCAUUCAUUGUUUGAUAAACUUUUGUAUUAGCACUAGUUUGUAAAGUCCUAUGUGCUAGUGACUUUUAUAUGCACAAACUGGCCACAGAGCAGUAAAAAAUAUUUUUGUUUCAGUUUGAAGUUGAUUAUUGUGAUCAUAAUUGUAACAAAUUUAUUGCAAUAGGCUUUUAGAACCACUUGAAUGUUGUUAAAUAUACCACUACAAAUGUAUUUUUUGAUAGUUCCAGUUUUAGGGUAAAUCUGGGACAUUAGUGUUUGCGUUUUGUGUUUGUAGAGGGUAUUUACAACUUGCAGAUGAGGUACAGUUUGUACCGACCGAGACAGUAUGUUCGGCUGUCACCUUUUAGCCACUCUUUUUUUUAUGCCAGUAUUAUAUUAUUUGUCUAUAUUUCUGUUCUUUUGUUUUAUUUAAAAAGUGCCAAUAAACGAUAUUAAUAUAA
Molecule: messenger RNA, 3323 nt
Organism: Acanthopagrus latus (yellowfin seabream)
Lineage: Eukaryota; Metazoa; Chordata; Actinopteri; Spariformes; Sparidae
Gene: slc16a9a
Product: solute carrier family 16 member 9a
Exons: 6
Coding region: 298-1809 (503 amino acids)
Biological process (GO): monocarboxylic acid transport; transmembrane transport
Molecular function (GO): monocarboxylic acid transmembrane transporter activity
Source: RefSeq, a predicted model, not a curated record